Molecule: messenger RNA, 1341 nt
Organism: Guyanagaster necrorhizus
Lineage: Eukaryota; Fungi; Basidiomycota; Agaricomycetes; Agaricales; Physalacriaceae
Exons: 19
Coding region: 181-1101 (306 amino acids)
Source: RefSeq, a predicted model, not a curated record
UAUUUGUGACCGUUUUCGGACUGUGGCUUGUAAUUGUGACUACGCCUAUACGACGGUCGAUCAUCAAUCAUGCCCUGUUUUAGUCCCACCGUCCGUCCUCCUAUUACCCUAGGUCCGAAUUAUAAAUGAGAAAUAUCAUACUAGCUGUCCCGCAGCGCUGUUGCCUUACUUCCGCUCAUCAUGGUUAAUCUCUCGUAUACAAUAGGUUCCCUGCUUCUUGGUGGCUUGUUUUCUGCAGUUCUUACCGGCAUGAUGUCCAUCCAAUCUCUCCUUUACUUCAAACUUUUCCCCGAGGACAAGCCCCGAAUCAAAGCUCUGGUUACUAUUCUAUGGCUCCUCGACCUGGCUCACAGCGGGACCGUUUGGGCUGGGCUAUGGAACUAUUCGAUCGUUCACUUUGACGACACAGCUUGGAUAAACCAAAUUCCCCAAGCCAUAUCGGUUACAAUUAUCCUUACAGCCAUUUCCACUAUUUGUGUCCAUCUGUUUUUCGCUGAGCGAAUAUUUCGGUUAAGCAGGAACAACUGGAUGCUUGCAGCGUUGAUUGCUAUCCCUGCUUUCCUCCGUCUAACUUGUGCUUGUGUUACCGCUGGAGCAAUGCUAUUCAUCGAAACAUAUUCCGGAUUCAGAAACAAAUUCGAUUGGGUAUUCUCCGCCGGACUCGGACUCUCAUCCGCAGUGGAUAUUCUCAUUACCGGCUCACUAUUGAAAUUACUCCAUGCCAACCGCAAAACUUCCUUGAGCUUCGAUCAUAUAAUAGACUCGCUCAUUUUAUACACAUUAGAAUGUGGUGCUGUCACAUGCGCUGCUACCAUCGCGUCGAUGAUCUGCUGGCUUACGAUGAACAACAACCUCGUCUUUCUAGGCCUACACUUCGUUAUAUCUAAACUGUACUCAAACUCACUCCUAGCAACCCUCAUCACCCGGUACGAACUGAGAAACAGCCGAGAACGCUCCACCUCUGACGGCGUCAUGGAUCUCGACAUGUUCAAUAUGAGAAACCCGCGACGCGUGAAUAUCCUUGCCCCCCCCAUGCAAGUCUCUGUCAAGCAAAGCGUUAUCCAAUACGGGCCCGAGGGAAGUGCAGAAGCAGAAUUAUAAUUUUUGUACUCAUUCUCACCGCACAUGCUGUAUCAGUGCAUAUUAUAAUUUCAACUUGGCUCUGUACCCACAAUUGGGCACAGGUAUUCUCAAUGCCUCAGGCGGAAAACUCCCGUUCCGCUACUCUAAAGAAAAAACAGCAAUGCUAUCCCAUCAGCAUAGCUACUUGAUAAUAUCAAGAUAGGACCCUGCGUAACAUACUGGGAUUCAAUUGUCAGCGACAGCAAUUAUACGUGAUUC